AUGAGAGAAUGCAUUUCGAUUCACAUAGGACAAGCUGGCGCCCAGAUUGGGAACGCUUGUUGGGAGCUGUACUGCUUGGAGCACAGUAUUUCUAAGGAUGGAAAGUUGAUUCCGGAUCCGGAUGUACAGAAAAAAACUGAUGGUCAAUCAGUAUCAACGUUUUUUUCUGAAUCGUCUGGUGGAAAGUACGUACCACGUGCCAUCUACAUCGAUCUGGAACCAACAGUUUUAGACGAAAUUCGGUCCGGUGAAUUUAAACAGCUUUUCCAUCCGGAACAACUAAUAAGUGGUAAGGAAGAUGCCGCCAACAACUAUGCUCGCGGACAUUACACUAUCGGCAAAGAGCUGAUUGAUCAAGUGUUAGAAAAGAUCAGGCGACAGACGGAACCAUGCAUGGGACUUCAGGGUUUCCUAGUGUUCCAUAGCUUUGGUGGUGGUACAGGUUCCGGUUUCACCUCACUUUUGAUGGAGCGACUUUCUGUUGAAUACGGAAAAAAAUCUAAACUUGAAUUUAGUGUUUAUCCAGCUCCGCAAGUCUCAACUGCUGUCGUAGAACCGUAUAAUUCAAUCCUCACUACUCACACUACCCUAGAGCAUUCAGAUUGUUCGUUUAUGGUUGAUAACGAAGCCAUUUAUGACAUAUGUCGUCGAAAUUUAGACAUCGAGCGACCGUCGUAUGUGAAUCUAAACAGGCUGAUCGCUCAGGUCGUUUCCUCGAUUACCGCCUCCUUGCGUUUCGAUGGUGCAUUGAAUGUUGAUCUCACAGAAUUUCAAACUAACCUGGUACCUUAUCCACGUAUCCACUUCCCGUUAGCCACAUACGCUCCAGUUAUUUCAGCAGAAAAAGCUUAUCAUGAACAGCUUAGUGUCGCCGACAUUACUGCAAUGUGUUUUGAGCCAUACAACCAGAUGGUAAAAUGCGAUCCGAGAAGGGGAAAGUACAUGAUAAUUACUUGGAUGCGAAUGUUACAGGCGGUUUGUUUGCUAUACAGGGGAGACGUCGUUCCAAAAGAUGUUAAUGCUGCAAUUGCAACAGUGAAAACAAAACGUGGAAUUCAAUUUGUAGACUGGUGUCCCACCGGAUUCAAAGUUGGUAUCAACUACCAGCCGCCAACAUCUGUCGCAGGGGGUGAUUUAGCUAAGGUCCAUCGUGCAGUAUGCAUGCUUUCAAACACAACAGCAAUUGCCGAAGCUUGGGCACGACUUGAUCAUAAGUUUGACCUGAUGUACUCUAAACGAGCGUUUGUCCACUGGUAUGUCGGCGAAGGUAUGGAGGAAGGGGAAUUUACUGAAGCCCGUGAAGACUUAGCUGCUUUGGAAAGGGACUAUGAAGAAGUAAGCAAAGACUCAUCAGCUAUGGAAGAUGAAGAUGAAUUUUAA
Messenger RNA from Enterobius vermicularis (human pinworm), 1380 nucleotides. The record is from the annotation of a GenBank genome assembly. Lineage: Eukaryota; Metazoa; Nematoda; Chromadorea; Rhabditida; Oxyuridae.